CGUAUUGGGCGCAGGCGCGACGCACAAGGUCGUCUCAGUAGUAGUGUAAGCAUGAUGUCUCUAGCUGCCCGGUCAGGGGCAUUUUCCCCUUACAUGCAGGCUACAGCAUAUGCUGUAGCAGGGCCCCUGAAACCUCUGGUACCGGGUGUUAUUGUAAAGGCAGAGAAGUUACUGAUGGACCCAAAGAAACCGUACCUGUGCCGAGAGACACUGAGCGGUCAAAGCCCAAAGACAGGCCCUGCUGUAACAGUUAGCAUCAACGGAUGUGCAGGAGUCAGGUUUGCUCACACCGACAUCAGAGUACCAGAUUUCUCUGACUACAGGCGUUCAGAGGUGAUCGACCCCCACAAGUCAUCCCAGGAGAGCAGUGAAUCCAGGAGAACCUUCUCUUACCUGUUUACUGGAGUUACUGCUGUAGUUGGUGUCUAUGCUGCCAAGACAGUGGUGACUCAGUUUGUUUCCUCCAUGAGUGCCUCAGCUGACGUCUUGGCUUUGUCAAAGAUCGAGAUCAAGCUGGGUGACAUCCCUGAAGGGAAGAACAUGACCUUCAAGUGGCGAGGUAAACCGCUGUUCGUACGUCACCGCACUGAGAAGGAGAUUGAAGCAGAAGCUGCCGUCAGCCUUUCAGAGCUACGAGACCCUCAGCAUGACAGGGAUCGGGUCCUCAACCCCAAAUGGGUGAUUGUACUAGGUGUGUGCACACAUCUGGGCUGUGUGCCCAUCGCCAACGCAGGAGAUUAUGGAGGUUACUACUGCCCCUGUCACGGCUCACACUAUGAUGCCUCUGGCCGCAUCAGAAGAGGCCCUGCCCCUCUCAACCUGGAGGUCCCACACUACGAGUUUCCAGAUGAUGGCACAGUAAUUGUUGGAUAAACGACAUUCACAGACAGGUGGCUUAAUUCUCCAACUUUCAGUCUGUCCCAAAUAAAAAGGCUGAGCCAAAUGCAACUGGGGGCGAGGCGACUGCAGUCCUCUAUGGUAACAUCUGCCUUUUAAUUUUAUGCUUAUAGUCCCCAGUUCUCUUCAAACAUGGAAGCCGAAGCUGCUCUGUUUUGUCAGGGCUUUUAAAUUCUAUCCUAUUAUUAGUUAUAGUUGGACACUUGGAAGAUGCCAUCCUCUGCUUAUUCUCAUCUGUUGAAUAUGAUGUAAAAGUAAAUUAAACCGUUGUUGUUCAUUUGCUUUUGUGCUAAGUGUGGCCAAUAAAGAUUUCUAUUUUAUUUGA
This is a messenger RNA of Girardinichthys multiradiatus, 1222 nucleotides long. It is a transcript of the gene uqcrfs1, whose product is annotated as cytochrome b-c1 complex subunit Rieske, mitochondrial. Gene Ontology annotation, molecular function: quinol-cytochrome-c reductase activity; 2 iron, 2 sulfur cluster binding. Lineage: Eukaryota; Metazoa; Chordata; Actinopteri; Cyprinodontiformes; Goodeidae. Gene Ontology annotation, cellular component: membrane. The record is from RefSeq and is a predicted model, not a curated record. Gene Ontology annotation, biological process: mitochondrial electron transport, ubiquinol to cytochrome c. Bases 52 to 873 code for a protein of 273 amino acids. The transcript has 2 exons.